Geodia barretti is the source of this 738-nucleotide messenger RNA. The record is from the annotation of a GenBank genome assembly. Lineage: Eukaryota; Metazoa; Porifera; Demospongiae; Tetractinellida; Geodiidae.
AUGCGUCUUGAAAUCGGUAUCAUCGCGCUCGUUGAGGAAGUGUUAGGGGUUCCUGCUGAACGACGCGCCCAAUUCGAUUGGCUGAUUAACAAACCGUCCCCAGCCCAUUUCGGUGAAUACUAUCCGAGAAUUGUUGACCUCUUUGAGAAAAUGGACGGUGAUUGGGAUGGCUUAUCCACAAAAGCAGACGGAUACUUAACUCCCGAUGCCUAUUUCCCCGCACCCUACAAUUUUAUCUUUGAAUUUGACGAAUUACAACACUUUACCGCGUUUCGUCAGGCAACUUUGGGUUUUUAUUCGGAAGACUUGGCUCUGGGUUUUGAUCGCCACGCGUAUCUCCAACUGUGCCUCAAACAUCAAGAGAUGGCGAUUCAGAAAGGCGGAACAAUUACCGGCGUUGGACGACGCCUCAAAGAGCACAAUCCAGAUAUUCAAGUUUGCGGUAUUGUUCCCGAUGAAUUUCCGGGUAUUGAGGGACUCAAGCCGAUGGGGAGACCCGAAGACAUCGUCCCGGAGAUUCUCGACGAGAGUAUCAUUGACAAAAAGAUCCCUGCUACCAUCGAUCAUGCGUAUGACAUGUGCAGCCGUCUAGCAAAGCGAGGAUGGUUUGUUGGUCAAUCUUCCGGAGGAUACCUGCAAGGCGCUUAUGAAGUCGCCAAAGAAAUUAAAGAAGGGAUUAUCGUCACAGUCUUCAACGAUCUCGGGGAGCGAUACUUCAGCACACGACUGUGGGAUUAG